CGGAGGAGGGCAGUUCUGAGCAGGGUGGCAUAGUAAGGAGGUUAGGAGACUGUGAGGGGGAGGUCCACACGGUCCAACUGAUGAAGAUGGAAUAUGCCAUGAAGUCCCUCAGCCUUCUCCACCCCAAGUCCCUGUCCAGGUAUGUGGCAGUGAGCACCUCAGCAGUGACCCAGCAGCUGCUGUCGUUGCCCAGCCAGGAGGUCCUCAGAGCCCGGCCCUGCAGAGUGAGCACCAAGGACCGGAGUGUGCGGAAGGGCCUCAUGGCGCACAGUCUGGAGGACCUCCUCCACAAGGUCCGGGACACCCUGAUGCUGGAGGAUAAGCCCUUCUUCCUGGUGCUGGAGGAAGAUGGCACAGCUGUAGAGACAGAAGAGUACUUUCAGACCCUGGCAGAUGACACAGUGUUCAUGGUCCUCCUGAAAGGGCAGAAAUGGCAGCCCCCAUCAGAGCAGGGUUCUCGGUACCAACUCUCUCCUUCCCGUAAGCCUGCCAAGAAGAUUGAUGUGGCCCGUGUAACUUUCGACCUGUACAAGGUGAACCCACAGGAUCUCAUUGGCUGCCUGAAUGUAAAGGCGACUCUCUAUGGCACAUACUCUCUUUCCUACAAUCUGAACUGCUACGGGGCCAAGCGCAUCAUGAAGGAAGCUCUUCGCUGGGCCCUCCUCAGCAUGCAGGCCACAGGCCACGUACUGCUCGGCACUUCCUGUUAUAUGCAGCAGCUUCUGGAUGCCACAGAGGGAGAGCAGCCUCCCAAGGGCAAGGCUCCAUCCCUUAUCCCAACCUGUCUGAAGAUGCUACAAUGAAGACCCAACUCUUGGAGGCCUUCUCUUGGCAAGGACUAGACCAGAGGCCCCAUGCUGAGCUGGUAGCACCCACAAGCCUGGCAGUUAGAGAGCUUCUUACCUCCCUACAACUCCCUCAUUCCCACAGAACUAUGAAUGUGGAAGCAAGGGUAAGGGUUGGAAACCUGGCAUGGGCUGUCCAAAGGAGAACUGAGGGGAUUUGGCCUGGCCCAGCUCCUUCCUGUCCAAGGUAGCUUAGCUGACCAAGACUGGUCACCAACAUACUGGGCAUGAAGCCUGCCCCUCAGCUACCUGCCUUCACAUGCUGUACUUUCAUCACAUUCCCUACUUCUUGGCCACCAUCCCUAGUACACCAGAGUGAAUUGUCAGGCCCACUAGCGUAUGAUAUUAGAGAGUUCACAAUAAAUGAUUUACACUGAUA
Messenger RNA from Phyllostomus discolor (pale spear-nosed bat), 1224 nucleotides. RefSeq names its product cell death inducing DFFA like effector c (gene CIDEC). Lineage: Eukaryota; Metazoa; Chordata; Mammalia; Chiroptera; Phyllostomidae. Gene Ontology annotation, biological process: apoptotic process; regulation of apoptotic process. The record is from RefSeq and is a predicted model, not a curated record.